AUGGCCGACUAUCAGUACGGAGGCUCCGAGGAGGAGAACGCCGAGCUGUACAAACUAGAGGUGGAUUUGCUAGAUGAUCCUGACAACUUUGAAACCUGGGAGAAGCUUGUUCGCGCCGGAGAGGGUCUCGAAGGUGGGAUCAAUCGCAACUCCAACCCCCAGGCCAUUACAACCGUCCGCGCUAUCUACGACCGUUUCUUGGCCAAGUUCCCUCUGCUAUUUGGUUAUUGGAAAAAAUAUGCCGAUCUGGAGUUUUCGAUCACAGGCACAGAAGCCGCUGAAAUGGUUUACGAACGUGGAAUCGCCAGUAUCUCGCCUUCCGUUGAUCUAUGGGCCAACUACUGCUCGUUCAAGGCUGAAACCUCACACAACGCUGAUAUCAUUCGAGACCUGUUUGAACGAGGUGCUAGCUGUGUUGGUCUUGAUUUCCUCUCCCAUCCUUUCUGGGACAAGUACAUCGAGUUCGAGGAACGCUUUGAAGGCCAUGAUAAGAUUUUUGCUAUUCUUGGCAGGGUCAUUCACAUUCCUAUGCACCAGUACUCUCGCUACUUUGAGCGUUACCGCCAACUUGCACAGACCCGACCUUUGGCCGAACUCGCACCCGAGGAAACCUUGGCUGCGUUCCGCGCUGAGGUUGAGGCUGCCUUAUCUCAGUCUGCUCCCGGCCCCAAGGCAGAGGCCGAGAUCGAGCGGGAUCUGCGCAUUCGUUUGGAUAGUUACCACCUCGGAAUCUUUACGAACACUCAAACAGAAACAACUAAGCGCUGGACCUUUGAGUCAGGGAUCAAGCGACCAUACUUCACUGUGACCGAGCUUGAUCAAAUCCAGCUGACAAACUGGCACAAUUACUUGGACUUCGAGGAAGCUGAAGGUUCGUUCGCUCGCAUUCAGUUCCUGUAUGAACGAGCGUUGGUGACUGCUGCUUAUUACGAUGAGAUCUGGUUCCGCUACGCCCGCUGGAUGGCUGCCCAAAAGGACAAAGAAUCUGAUUUGCGAAUCAUCUACCAACGCGCUGCUUACAUUCACGUCCCAAUUGCCAACGCCGCUAUUCGUCUGCAAUAUGCCUAUUUCGAAGAGACAUCAGGCCGUGUUGACGUGGCCAAGGAGAUUCAUGGGGCCAUUCUGGCCAAUCUGCCUAGCCAUGUGGAGACAAUCAUUUCCCUCGCCAAUUUGUGCCGUCGUCACGGAGGUCUCGAAGCGGCCAUUGAAAUUUACAAGAGUCAGUUGGACUCCCCGGAAUGCGAUAUGGCCACCAAGGCUGCCCUCGUUGCCGAGUGGGCCCGUCUUUUGUGGAAGAUCAAGGGUAACCCCGAUGAGGCUCGUAUGGUAUUCCACAAUAACCAGCAAUAUUACCUCGAUAGCCGGCCAUUCUGGGGAAGUUAUCUGGCUUUCGAGAUUGAGCAGCCAACCAGCUCGGCUACUGAGUCGGUUCAAUAUGACCGCAUCAAGAAAGUCAUUGCCGAUAUCCGAUCUGAGAGUAGACUCCAAAUUGACGACGUCAAAGAACUUGUCGAGAUCUACAUGGCGUAUCUUCUGGAGCGCGGCACCGCAGACACAGCCAAGGAGUACAUGGUCCUGGAUCGAGAAGUCCAUGGUCCUGCUUCUGUCGCUCGUGUUCGAAACGGUGGAUUUGCUGCGCCACCCCCGAUUAUCACAGACUUCCAGCCUGUCCCAGUUCCCAUUGCGCAGCCAAGCCAAGAAGAUGCUGCGGCUACACAAGCUUAUGCUUACUACCAGCAGGCCCCUGUGAACGGUGCGGCGGUUUAA
Molecule: messenger RNA, 1767 nt
Organism: Penicillium soppii
Lineage: Eukaryota; Fungi; Ascomycota; Eurotiomycetes; Eurotiales; Aspergillaceae
Product: putative mRNA splicing protein (Prp39)
Exons: 4
Coding region: 1-1767 (588 amino acids)
Biological process (GO): mRNA 5'-splice site recognition; RNA processing
Cellular component (GO): commitment complex; U1 snRNP; U2-type prespliceosome
Molecular function (GO): protein binding
Source: RefSeq, a predicted model, not a curated record